Messenger RNA from Lathyrus oleraceus (garden pea), 1104 nucleotides. Its product is annotated as leucine-rich repeat protein 1. Lineage: Eukaryota; Viridiplantae; Streptophyta; Magnoliopsida; Fabales; Fabaceae. The record is from RefSeq and is a predicted model, not a curated record. Bases 185 to 847 code for a protein of 220 amino acids. The transcript is spliced from 6 exons.
AUAAACCAAAAAGUGAACCCCAUUAUCAUGUUUUACUGCUCUGUUAUUCCCAAAACCGAUACUCUCUUUGAAAAGCAUCCAUUUUUCAUUUCCCAUUUCCCUCUCUCUCUCUCUCUCUCUCAUAAGAACGAACCCUAACACGCGUUUUCUGUUCAAUCCAACAAACCUCAGAUCAGUGAAGAACAUGGCACCAAUCUUCACUUCACUUUCCCUUUUCGGAAUUCCCCUAAUCCUAACCCUAACCCUAACCCUAACUCACUUCGCACAUGCUAAUUCUGAAGGAGACGCUCUAUACACACUCAAACGAAGCCUCACCGACCCUGAUAAUAUCCUCCAGAGCUGGGAUCCGACCCUAGUCAGUCCUUGUACUUGGUUCCAUGUCACCUGUAACCAAGACAAUCGGGUCACUCGAGUGGAUCUUGGUAAUUCUAACCUAUCUGGACAUUUGGUACCUGAACUUGGGAAGCUAGAGCAUCUGCAGUACCUCGAGCUGUACAAAAACAACAUUCAAGGAACUAUUCCUCCAGAGCUUGGAAACCUCAAGAGCCUUGUUAGCUUGGACUUGUAUAACAACAAUAUAUCGGGAACCAUCCCACCUUCAUUGGGGAAAUUGAAGAAUCUCGUCUUUUUACGACUUAACGAUAACCGUCUAACUGGCCCGAUCCCCAGGGAACUCAUUGCUAUUUCAAGCCUUAAAGUAGUGGAUGUCUCCACCAAUAACUUAUGUGGUACAAUUCCUACCUCCGGGCCAUUCGAGCAUAUUCCAUUGAAUAACUUUGAGAAUAACCCUCGCUUGGAAGGUCCAGAGUUGCUGGGACUUGUAAGUUACGACACAAACUGCUCGUGAGUAACACGAUGCUGUAGGAUCUCAAUCCAUGUUGAGUUAAGUGUAUUCUAAAAUUGGAGUGUAUUAUGUGAUAGUGUAAUGGGGUGUGGUGUAUAUGUAAAUUUACAUACCGAAGAACAUCGGCAUUUGUAACAGUAUUAUGAUCUUCCACUGAAGUUGAUGUCUUGAGUAUCUAUUGAUGUAAAAUACUAGAAAAGAAAACAACUUGGUCACUGAUAAAAUGUGACACAAUAGUAAUGUUUGUUAGUUCCUAUCCA